Molecule: messenger RNA, 912 nt
Organism: Sesamum indicum (sesame)
Lineage: Eukaryota; Viridiplantae; Streptophyta; Magnoliopsida; Lamiales; Pedaliaceae
Product: calmodulin-like protein 30
Molecular function (GO): calcium ion binding
Source: RefSeq, a predicted model, not a curated record
CCUCGUGCCCCAACUGCUAGUUUAUAAGAUUGUUUUUAUACAAAAAAUACCAAAAAAUACCAAAAAAAAAGGAAAAAAACAUUCCCACUUGAAGCAUGCAUAUAUAAAUAUGAGAGUGGCUGAAGUUGGAAUUUCCAUCAAAAUUUUCUGGUUCUCGAAUUUCCUUUCUGCAACCAAAACCACCAAAAUGGGGUUCUUCAAUUUCUAUCGCAGCUUUAGAAAAAAGUCCCCAACACGAAAGGAAAUCCAAAAGCCACCAAGCUUUCAGACUAGAAGUAGUUUUCAGGAUGAAACGAGGCGGAUUUUCGAUAAGUUCGACACCAAUGGCGAUGGAAAGAUUUCCCUGGAGGAGUACAAGCAAGCCCUCAAAGUCCUCGGAGGAGGCGCCACCACCACCGCCGAGGCUGCAAAGUCGUUCCGGGUGGCGGACGCAGACGGGGAUGGGUUCAUCGACUUGGAGGAGUUCAGCAAAGUGUACAGCAGCGACGGAGGAGCCAAGAGUGGGGAUAUCCAGGCGGCGUUUAGGGUUUUCGACACUGACGGGGACGGGAAAAUCAGCGCGGAGGAAUUGAUGGAGGUGCUGAAGAGGAUGGGGGAGAGGUGCAGUUUGGAGGGGUGCAAGAGAAUGAUAAGAGGAGUGGACGGAGACGGAGAUGGGCUGAUUGAUAUGGAUGAGUUCAUCAACAUGAUGAAACAAUCCAUGAAAAAUUAAGUAUCAUUUUCUGCCAAAAGGCUAUCGUCCUUUUUUUUUUUUUUUAAAUCACAAUAUUGCAUGAAUAAAAUUUAACUAUGUUACGACAAAGUUUUUAAUUUUGAGAACAUUUAUUAAGUUGUUUUACCUUUCUCGGGAAAUUGAAUGAUUAGGGAAGAAUUUGUAAUACAAAAUAGGGUUUAGAAGUAGUUUUGAUUCCG